AUGCAGCCUGUGGGUGAACCACGUAGUGCCCAGGAGAGACCAACCCAACAGGUUGGGAAGCCAAGCACGGCACCGGGAAGAGUCCCACACAGCACCUGUGAGAACACCCAGCUGUGCCUGAAGAAGCCCCAGACAACACCCUGUGGAGCUCAGAGAAGCACCUGCCAGAGCCUCACCCAACACCAUGGGGAAUCUGCUGGGGCACUUGAGACAGCCCCAAGCAUUGCCUGGAAGACCCCCAAGCAGAGCCUGCAGGAGUCCCACACCACAUUGUGGGAAACCACCAUCAGUGCCAGCCAGAGCUCUGCCCAGCACUUUCGAGAGCUUGGUAAAGGGACUGGGGGAGCCCCAAGCAUUGCCUGGGACAUCUCCAAGCAGUGCCUGCAGGGGUCCCACACCACAUCCUGGGAAACCACCAUCAUUGGCAGCCAGAGCUCCACCCAACACCUUGGGGAGCCUGGAGCUCCUGAGAAAGCCCCAAGCACUGCCUGGGAGCGCUCUGGGCUUCAGUCACUGCUUUCAUUUAUGUGUCCUAAGAAGCUGGGGAUGGACUGCUGUGGCAGGAGCCAGAGAAGGGUCCUCCCAGAACCCGCAAGCAGGGCACAGCAGACAUUGCCGCCUCGCCUGUCAAGAAUGAAUGGCUGGUCGAAGCCCCUCCACGGAUACCAGGCAGUAUCCUGGGCCAUGUUUGUGACCUUGGCCUUAGCCAUGUUUGGCAUUUUUAUUCCCAUGCUGCCUGGCAUGUGGAAGUACAUUGCCUAUGGAGUGAGUGGCGGGAUGAUGUUGUUCCAUGUUAUAGUGUACCUCGUGUGUGUCUCCAUCGACCCGGGCGAGGAUAAUGUGAGAAGGAAGAAGAUUUACAGUGAACCAGUGCCCACGUUCGACAGAUCCAAACACCUCCAUGUUAUAGAAGAUCUGUAUUGCUGCCUAUGUGGGGUCACCGUGAGCGAGAAAGCCAAACAUUGCCGGGCCUGCAACAAAUGCAUCGCUGGCUUUGACCAUCACUGCAAAUGGCUCAACAACUGUAUUGGGAGCAGGAAUUACUGGUGGUUCUUCAGCUCCUUAGCAUCCGCAUUGGCCUGGCUGCUCUGUGUUGUUUCCAUCUUGUUAUAUAUUGUUAUCCAGCAUCAUGUCAACCCACGUGUGCUCCGCACGGAUCCCCACUACCAAAACAUCAACAGUCAGAACACAUGGCUUCUUUUCCUACCAUAUUUCCACCUAAAGGCAAAGACCCCAGUGUUUGUGACAAUCGCAGUGUUGGUGCUGGUGUUGAACCUCAUCAGCCUCCUGAUGAUCGGGCAACUGUUCAUCUUCCAUCUUUACCUAAGUGGCCGCUCCACUGGCCAGAAACAAGCUUCAUGCCCAAAAGGCAAACCCUGA
This is a messenger RNA of Myotis myotis, 1380 nucleotides long. RefSeq names its product probable palmitoyltransferase ZDHHC11B. Bases 1 to 1380 code for a protein of 459 amino acids. NCBI's taxonomy places the organism in Eukaryota, Metazoa, Chordata, Mammalia, Chiroptera, Vespertilionidae. The record is from RefSeq and is a predicted model, not a curated record. The transcript is spliced from 7 exons. Gene Ontology annotation, molecular function: protein-cysteine S-palmitoyltransferase activity. Gene Ontology annotation, biological process: protein targeting to membrane; peptidyl-L-cysteine S-palmitoylation. Gene Ontology annotation, cellular component: endoplasmic reticulum; Golgi apparatus.